AUGGCCCUAGGUCUCCUGUGGCUGGGCCUUGUCCUGCUGGGGGCCCUGCAGACCCAGGCCCAGGAUUCCACCCCAAACCUGAUCCCAGCCCCACCUCUGCACAGGAUCCCUCUGCAGCCUGACUUCCAGCAUGAGAAGUUCCAGGGAAAAUGGUACAUCAUAGGAUUGGCAGGGAAUGAAAUUAAUAAAGAAAAACACAGCCAGUUUAAGAUGUACACCACCACCUACGAGCUGAAAGAAGACAACAGCUACAAUGUCACCUCUACCGUGGUCUGGAAAAAGGCCUGUGACUACUGGAUCAGAACUUUUGUCCCAUGUUCUCGUCCAGGCCAAUUCACCCUGGGAAACAUCGAGCGUUACAUUGGAACCAAGAACUACACUGUCCGAGUGGUGGCCACAGACUACAACCAGUUUGCCAUGGUGUUCUUUGAGAAAGUUUACAAAAACCAGGAGUUCUUCAAGAUCACCCUCUAUGGGAGGACCAAGGAGCUGCGUCCUGUGCUGAAGGAAAUCUUCAUCAACUUUGUCAAAACCCUAGGCCUCACUGAUGAGCACAUCAUCUUCCCUAUCCCCAACGAUCAGUGCAUGGAUAAGUGA
Messenger RNA from Lynx canadensis (Canada lynx), 597 nucleotides. Its product is annotated as neutrophil gelatinase-associated lipocalin-like. Gene Ontology annotation, molecular function: small molecule binding. The record is from RefSeq and is a predicted model, not a curated record. The coding region runs from base 1 to 597 and encodes 198 amino acids. Lineage: Eukaryota; Metazoa; Chordata; Mammalia; Carnivora; Felidae. The transcript is spliced from 6 exons.